Molecule: messenger RNA, 6589 nt
Organism: Hypanus sabinus (Atlantic stingray)
Lineage: Eukaryota; Metazoa; Chordata; Chondrichthyes; Myliobatiformes; Dasyatidae
Gene: pitpnc1a
Product: phosphatidylinositol transfer protein cytoplasmic 1a
Exons: 11
Coding region: 865-1863 (332 amino acids)
Biological process (GO): phospholipid transport
Cellular component (GO): cytoplasm
Molecular function (GO): phosphatidylinositol binding; phosphatidylinositol transfer activity
Source: RefSeq, a predicted model, not a curated record
AUUUACUAUAGAUUUUCCGAAAUUAAGAGGCACCAAGCCCUGAGGGAGCAUUGCAGCCGCCGGCUUGUCGCCAGCUCUCUCGGACUUUGACCGGGGAGAGACAACCGUGGAGCCUCUAAAUUUUAUCCAUGACAAAGUCCAGUUUAAGACUGCAUAAACUAAACAUGGAAUAGCUACUAAUAUAGAAAUAGCUCAUAUCUUCUCAUCAUCUCUGACAAAAAAUACUAGUUUAUUUCCGAUUGGACGGAGUCAUUAGCCUUCCAGGUGCCGUCAUUGAAGAAAGCUGCGGGGAGUUGUGCCGAAGCUACAACUGUUAAAGUGAUCGGAGAGACAAUAUCUGUCAAGGUCUUCAAGGAUAGCCGGUGUAAAAAAAAGGCAGAUAUGCUGAGUUGUGCAAGGGGGGUAGUUCAGAGUUCCUGAAACAGGAAAUAAGCGGUGUUUGCUUUCUGCUGAAGGAAGGAAAGACUGAAAGAACAAGCAGUAUCGUUAAGAAUUAUGUGAACGUAUUCACAUUUUGGUGGUUCAGUGCAUUUUUGAGGUUGCCUUGCCAAUAGCUCUGCUGGAAUGAAAGUAUUCUCUUCCCAGUUUUCUCUAUCGUCAAUCAACACUCAUUUGCGCGUAAUGUUCGGUAAGGAGUCGUUUCAGUCUAUUCCAACUCCCUGCCUUCACAUGAUCUGAACUUGAAAUAAGAUCUCAAACAAAGAUAGCGAAGACUCGCUCCGCUUGUGUUUGAUGCAUGAACCUUCAGAAGCUAACGGUUGAUUUACCCCACUUCAUCCGUUGUGCAGCGACUCCGUUCUCCCAACAGAAUCUCUCAUAUAACGAGUUUCAAGGGAAGGGGAAAGAGUCUUUCGAGGAAGGGCUAUGUUGGUGAAGGAGUUCAGGAUUUGCAUGCCCCUAACAGUAGAGGAGUACAGAAUUGGGCAGCUAUACAUGAUAAGCAAACACAGCCAUGAGCAAAGUGACAGAGGAGAGGGAGUGGAGGUGGUGCAGAACGAGCCUUAUGAGGAUCCUACUCAUGGCAAGGGCCAAUAUACAGAGAAGAGAGUUUACCUGAACAGCAAGCUUCCUAGCUGGGCUAGAGCCGUGGUUCCAAGGAUUUUUUAUGUCACAGAGAAAGCUUGGAAUUAUUAUCCAUACACUAUCACAGAAUACACAUGCUCUUUUUUGCCUAAAUUUUCCAUUCAUAUAGAGACAAAGUAUGAAGAUAACAAUGGAUCAAAUGAUCAUAUCUUUGAUUCAGAGGCAAAAGAUGUUGAAAGAGAUGUGUGUUUCAUUGAUAUCGCUUACGAUGAAAUUCCUGAACGAUACUACAAAGAUUCUGAGGACCUCAGGUAUUUUAAGUCAGAGAAGACACAGCGAGGCAUGCUAAAAGAAGGCUGGAGGGAAACUCAGAAGCCUAUCAUGUGCUCCUAUAAAUUGGUGACUGUUAAAUUUGAAGUUUGGGGACUUCAGACAAGAGUGGAACAAUUUGUGCACAAGGUGAUUCGGGAUAUUCUGAUGAUUGGCCAUCGGCAAGCGUUUGCCUGGGUGGAUGAGUGGUAUGACAUGACAAUGAAUGAAGUCCGAGAAUUUGAACGAGCAACUCAGGAAGCCACCAACAAAAAAAUUGGAGUUAUUCCUCCUGCAAUUACUAUCAGCAAUAUCGUUAUGCCUUUGUUAACCCGCAGUGGACCAUCUAGUGCUCCAACCACACCUCUUGCUUCAGAAGCUCCGGAAUUUCUGGCAAUUCCCAAGGAUCGUCCUCGGAAAAAGUCUGCUCCAGAAACUCUUACCCUUCCAGAUCCUCAGGAACAAUGCAGCAUUUCUACAACAUCCAAUAUUGAUGCUUGUGGCGGGCCUUCUAAGCCCAAGCAUAACUAACAUUUUUCCUCUCAGAGGGUCUACUUUUAGUUUUCAGUAUUAGAUAAUAUUCUUCUUUAUCUGUCACUUGCUUUCCUCCUUUAUCUCAAACUCGCAUGCUAAUUGCCUGUUUUUUUGGGUCCCUUGAGUGUAAAUUGCAAAGGAAAUAAUGUGCUCCAUGCCUACAAUUUUUUUCUUUCUUAAAAUGGAGUAAAGCUUCUCCCCACAGGGAAUAUCAUUAUAGGGAGUGAAUACUGUUUCCAAGUGUUGAUGACAAGUAAAUUUGACUGCUGCCAAUAUAUAUUAAAAAUUCACAGCUGCCUUGCCCAUCAUUUUCCUAGCAUUGAUAGCCAAGGGAGCCAAAUCUCAGAACACUGUGAUUUUCCAGGAGGUGCUGCUGGCAGAUGAGAUUUAUCCCAAUGUGUUACACACAUUCACGUACACGUAUCAGAGCAGUAAAAUUUAAACUUGUUUCCUAAGCCCGCUUAUUGAACUCAGGAGUAAUUUGUUACCUCCUGCAUAGCUAUAGAUGUGCUUUAAUGACUUGGGACAGGUGUUAUUUACCCAACGUCAGGAGGACCUACGCAGAUGUAUAGAGCUCCAAAGCAAUCAGAAUUUGUUGGCUUUGGUUUCAGGUCAGGAUUCAAGAUGUCCUUCGGCAGUCCUCAGCACAAUUCACCAGUGAGAGACUAUGGAAUAGACCCAUAAAAUGAUAUAGCAGAGAAUCAGGCCAUUAAAUCCAUCUAAUCUGUGCUGGCCCUUUGAAAGAGCUGAGCAUUUAUUCCCAGUUUCCCUCACUUUCCCGUAAUGUGCAUAUUUUUCCUUUCCAGUUCCCUACUAUUGCUCUUUAAAGCAGAGCAUUCCUGUUGUAAAAAUUCAUUGUUUAAAAAUUUGCUUAAUUAUACCUUUUUUUGGUUGUUAUUUUAAAUGCAUCAUUUGAUUACCAAGACAUCUUCCAGUUUCCAAAAAUAGAGUUAUAAAUCUCUUAGCAAGUAUAUCUCUGUCAGUGCUGUAGUGGCAUCAGACUCUUUCCAGAGUUUCUGAUAAGCCAGUCAAAGCUCUGUAGUUGGUCUUGAUGUUAUUGUGCUUGGGCGAAGAAAACUCAGCCUAACUUGUGCCUUCUGAUGACAGAGCAAGGCUCAAAAAUGUUAGUCAAAAAUCUUGUUUUAUGUUCUGCCAUGCAAAGAGCAGGUCUUUGGAUAAAACAUUCCUGGCUGCAGUGAGAAAAUUGUGUAGAAGUUUCAGGCGUAUUAAUUUUAAAAUAGUUACAAGUACCAUGAUGUGUAUGUGUGCUAAAAUGGAGUUUAUUCUCAGUAUCUCCACAACUUUCAAUUUAUUUGAGAACAAAAUUUAAAACAGUCCAUUUAUAUGUAAUAAUUAUUUUAGCUCUACACCUAUUUUGCCAUUUCAGACAAGAAGGAAGGAACCAAGACUACUAAAUUAUAUUUAACAUCUCUGUGCUAAACAAAAGACAUUAAAAUGCUUAAAUCAAAACAAAACUUUAAUUAAAUCACUUGAUGUAUGCUGAUGUUAAUAUUCUCACCCAAACACAUUUUCAUUAAUGUGUAAAUUGAAUGCAACUCCCUCUACUGUGCUAAUAGUUUUCAGUCAUUUAAAUAUCUAUAAAGUUAAGAGUUAGCUAAUUUAUUUCUCUGUGAUCUAAUUAUUUCCUCUUUGAUAAUUGAAUAUUUAAUUAACUCUGUUUAACACAGCAUUGACAAUGACCAUUUGAAAACUCAGCAGGGUAUACAGCAUUCACAGUGAUUACAAACUAGAGAAUGGAGCGUGCAGAAGGGAAGGCACAUUCAUUCAGAAUCUCUCUUAGUGCCGCGAGAUGUCUCUAAUCAUCUGUUGCUGCCAUGGAUCUGGUCUGUUUGCUUGGUCCAGACAAUCAUGAAAGUAUGUUGGCUGCUCUUAUUAAAACCUUUGUCUUCAGAACUGUAUAAGAUUUUACCCUGCAACCAAUUCCACAUCCAAUCACAUAUUUUUAAAGAUAGGGGAUUUGUUCUUUUUUUACCAUUGACAUCAAUUUGGCAAAAGAACUCAGUUCAUGAUUAUUUAUACUAUAACAAAAUAUAACAGAGCUGUCAUGUUCUACCUGCACUGGGUGCCUGUUUGAAGCCAUGUUCAUUUGUAAUACUGGCACUGAAGUUUGUACAGUAGUUAUCUUCAGCACUCACCAUCGUUCAACUAUUCAUAAGCAACAAGAUUUCUUCAGUAACACACACAGAAUUCUGGAGGAAUUCAGUGGAUCAAAUCUACAUGAGUAAAUAUAGCAGCGAAAGUACUUUGCUAUGCAUAUUUAAUCACAAUUAAACCGAUAUGUAACAUACAUAAAUGCUAGAGGAACUCAGCAGGUCAGGCAGCAUCUGUGGAGGAGAAUGAACAGUUAAUGUUUCAGCCCUAGAAUCUUUAUCAGGACUAGAAAGAAAAGGGAAAGAAGCUAGAUUAAUUCCCUCUUUAUUCCUCCUUCCUUUCCAGUCCUAAUGAAGGGUCUCAGCCCAAAAUAUCAACUCUUUAUUCCUUUCCGUAGAUGUUGCCUGAUCGGUGGAGUUCCUUCAGCAUUCUGUGUUUGAGUUACCCUGGAUUGAAGCAUCUGCAGAAUCUCUCGUGUGUACAAGAUUUCUUUUAAAAAAAAUUUUACAUUUUAAGUCUCACAUCUUCUUUCCAGAAGGGAAAAUAUAUCAUUUGGAUAUGUUUCUACAAGCAUAAAUCAGAAUCACUAAAUUGUAUGUCAUGAAAUUUAUUGUUUUGCAGCAGCAGGACAGUGCAAAGACAUAGAAAUUACUAUAAAUUACAAAAUAUAACUUGUUCUAUUGGCCUUUGUACACAGGACCCCUCACCAUUAACCAUUUGAUCACAGACACAAAUCCAAACUUGUAUACUUCCCAAUAGUUUUGAUUAAGUGGGGAAGUUGAAAUCAUUCCUACUAAUUGUCACAACCCCGUAACUGUUACAGCUUUAAAUCACAGUCUGAAGUAAGUGAACAAACUAACUGAGACACUCGUAGAUCCAGAGAGAUUUAAUAUGAAAGUAGUAACAGGUCUGAAGACCUCUGGUCACAGAGAGUACAUGAUAAAAUGGUAGAGAAUAGCAAGAAUCUCCUUUCCACUGAAAAUUCUUAGCAGCAGAGUUCAACUGAUAAAAUUGUAAUCUAUGUCCAUAUUUAAUCUCCCUUCACCAUGCUACCACAAAAGGGUAUUCAAAAGAAUGUAAAAAUUAAUCAAACAUAACCCAAAGUUACUUUGGUAGAACCCCUCAUGACCUAGGAAAAGAUCAUUCACCUUGUCCGAAGAAUAUUGUUUACCACAUCUGAGGAUGAAAGAUGAACUAUGGAUAAGCUCAAUGGGCCAGGUGUUGUUCCACUGACCUUUCACCAGUCUGAAAUGUUAACUCUGUUUUGAUUAUGCCUGACCUGCUGAGCAUUUCCUGCAUUUGCAGUUUUUUUUAAAUUUUGGAUUCCUACCAGCAUUUUUGCUUUUAAUAAAUCAAAGCUAUUUGCGAAAAUAGUUGGUCAAGCAUUUUAUGAAAAUCAUCUUUUUAAGCAGAUAUUUCUUAACACUUUGUGAUCGAUACUAUAAAGGAAACAUUUGAGAUUAGUAGGAUUAUUUAGAUAUCAUAACAAUACGUUUACAAUGGGAACUGUGGUUAUAAAUAUUUAAAAUCAUAUGGUAAUAGUGACUGAAAUAAAAUAUUUUUCCUAACUAUUGUUAAAAAACAUUUUCAAUAUGUUAUGUCCAGUUUGCCGCAAUGCCCCAAGUUGUGUAUAUUGUGUUUUUAUUGACUAUAUUUCCACAAACCAACUCUCGCAUGUCCCACAUGCAAACUGGAUUUCUUUGAGUACUGGAAUAUGCAGAACCUCUGUAUAAUGUUCUGGUUCAGUAGACCUAGCAGUUUACUCAUCUUACUGUGGGGAAUCUCUUUCUGUAAAGCAUUAUCUUUUAUCCAAUGCUUGGAACUUUAAACUACUGAGGAAGUUAUUUCCAGAAAUUGCAGUUCAGCACAACAGAUUAGAAUGCAAAAAAUGGUCUGGUGCUGAUCCAAUUGGCGGCUAUCCUGAUCUCAGAUGGGUCACUGCUUGGGAAUCCGCAGUUUUCCUCAGCAUUUUGUGUUAAGGAAAGCUAAAAUCAUUCUGAUCUCCUUCUCUUUUGAUAGCAUAUAGGCAGAGGCCCAAAGAGUCAAGAUGUAGUUUGUGAUUCUCUCCCGAGCUGCAGUUGAAUAGCCUGUGAACAUAGUAAGGCUCAACAAUGAACAGUGGCAGCUUGAGCUAAAUUGUUGCAUAACUACUGCGUGAGGAGAAUCACUACCCUCAGGAGGAUGAGAACAAAACGUGAAAAAGGGUAAAGCAUUAGUAGAACGCUAAUAAUGUGGACCGACUGUAAGCACCUUAGAAGAAUGUGGGAAAAAAUGACCUGAAACAACUCUUAUCUUCAGAUAUUCAAUGACACCUAAUCCAUUAUGCUUGUGUUUACAAAAUGGAAGAUCCAUCUCUUGGCAAACAUUGAACAGUUUUGCAUAGAUCUGUACUGAGUAUAAGCAGUACGAUGUAAAUAUUCUGAUGAUUUGUUAAUUUAAGGAUGAAGUUACUCGGUGACUGGUUUACCUUAUUAGAUGGGUUGAAGGAUCCACUGUAAUAGUUUGUUACCUAGCAUGUUAUAAUAAACCAAAUGUAGUAAAAACCUCACAUAGCUUUUAAGCAGAAUUACCAUUGAAAGAAAUAAAAAACUUUUCUCUGGAUUAAGGUUAA